CCCGAAGCUCAAUUCCGUUUCUGAAAAUCAUUUCUUCUAAUUUUAUGAUUUUCAGUUUCGAAUUUUGUUUGAAUUGCGGAAAUUAGGGUUCAAAUGAAGCUGAAUUGCUAGUUUUUUUCUUUUGUGUGUUUUCCCUUGAUUUUCGGUGGAGAAGAAGAUGUCAGUUGCUGACCUGAAAGAGCGUCACAUGGCCGCCACAGAAACUGUUAAUUCACUCAGAGAUAGAUUAAAGCAGAAGCGUCUUCUUCUUCUCGACACCGAUGUUGCGGGGUACGCGCGUUCGCAGGGGAAGACUCCGGUGACUUUUGGUCCGACUGAUCUGGUUUGUUGCCGAACUCUGCAAGGGCACACGGGCAAGGUGUAUUCACUGGAUUGGACUCCCGAAAAGAACCGCAUCGUGAGUGCAUCUCAAGAUGGGAGAUUAAUAGUAUGGAAUGCUCUGACAAGCCAGAAAACUCAUGCAAUUAAGCUACCUUGUGCAUGGGUCAUGACCUGUGCCUUCUCUCCCAGUGGCCAAUCAGUCGCAUGUGGUGGCCUUGAUAGUAUGUGCUCUAUAUUUAACCUCAACUCUCCGACCGACAAAGAUGGUAAUCUGCCAGUAUCAAGAACCCUUAGCGGGCAUAAGGGUUAUGUUUCGUCAUGUCAGUAUGUACCUGACGAAGAUACACACCUUAUAACUGCAUCGGGUGACCAAACAUGUGUUCUAUGGGAUAUAACUACUGGCCUGAGAACUUCUGUAUUUGGAGGCGAAUUUCAGUCUGGGCAUACUGCUGAUGUUCAAAGUGUGUCGAUCAAUGGAACAAACUCGAGAAUGUUUGUGUCCGGCUCGUGUGAUUCAACUGCCCGUUUGUGGGAUACUCGUGUUGCUAGUAGAGCUGUUCGAACUUUUCAUGGUCAUGAGGGAGAUGUUAAUACUGUGAAGUUUUUCCCGGAUGGGAAUAGAUUUGGAACAGGGUCGGAUGAUGGGACUUGCAGACUGUUUGACAUUAGAACUGGGCAUCAGUUACAAGAGUACAGUCAACCACACAGUGGUGAUAGUGAGCCCCCUCAAGUGACUUCAAUUGCGUUUUCCAUUUCUGGGAGGCUCCUAUUUGCAGGGUACACUAACGGAGCUUGCUAUGUCUGGGACACUCUAUUGGCACAGGUGGUUUUGGAUUUGGGGUCUCUUCAAAAUUCUCAUGAUGGAAGGAGUAGGAUCAGCUGUUUGGGACUGUCAGCUGAUGGGAGUGCCUUGUGUACAGGAAGUUAUGACACAAACCUCAAGAUUUGGGCUUUUGGCGGGCAUAGAAGAGUAAUCUGAUUGGGCUACUGCAGAGCGGUGAUUCUCUCUUUCUGAAAAAAAAAAUCAGGAAACGUGCGAAAUAUCCAGUUGUUGGCUGUGUGAUACUGCAACUGUGUUUGUAUUUCUUGUAAUCUUUGUGAUCUUUUUAACAGACAACUUCAGUGGAUGAAUGGAAAUGAUAUGCCAUGGUCUCGAUCAACUGUUUGUACUGUAGUAAAGGCAUGUAAAGCCCAAUGCCCUUUUUGAGCUACUUAUUAAUAUUACGAUUACUACCCUUUUUCGUU
Erythranthe guttata (spotted monkey flower) is the source of this 1566-nucleotide messenger RNA. It is a transcript of the gene AGB1, whose product is annotated as GTP binding protein beta 1. Gene Ontology annotation, molecular function: protein binding. Lineage: Eukaryota; Viridiplantae; Streptophyta; Magnoliopsida; Lamiales; Phrymaceae. Gene Ontology annotation, biological process: signal transduction. The record is from RefSeq and is a predicted model, not a curated record.